Thamnophis sirtalis is the source of this 1095-nucleotide messenger RNA. Lineage: Eukaryota; Metazoa; Chordata; Lepidosauria; Squamata; Natricidae. The record is from RefSeq and is a predicted model, not a curated record.
AUUGUAGCCAGGCGAGCGUCUCGCGCGCGAAGAAGGGAGGGAGGAGGAGAAGAAGAAGCGGCGAUGGGCUCGGAGGCGCCUCGCUUGGCCCGGCAGCUCUUCCUGCGCGGCUUGGCCGCCGCCUUCCUGGCCGCCUUCGCCUCGCUUUACGUCCAGCUGCCCGGCCUCUACGGAAGAGAUGGCAUCCUGCCCGCCCGGAAGAUGCUCCGUUUCACCGGCAAAGACUUCUGGCAGCAGCUGCGGGACUCCCCGACUCUGCUGUGGCUGGGCCCCCACCUGGGGCUGGACACGGAGCAGGGCCUGGAGCUGCUGUGCCUGAUGGGCACGCUGCUCUCCUUUGGGGCCCUGGUGCUGGAGCCCCUGCGGGACAGCCUGGUCUUCCUCGCCCUCUGGGGCCUGUACCUCUCCGUCUACCAGGUGGGACAGGUGUUCCUCUACUUCCAAUGGGACAGCCUUUUGCUGGAGACGGGCUUCCUGGCUGUGCUGGUGGCUCCCAUGCAUCUGCUGAAGUGGCGCUCCACAACCUGGCGGGCGCAUGAUGGGGUGACCUUUUGGCUGGUGCGCUGGUUGCUCUUCCGUUUAAUGUUCGCGUCCGGGGUGGUGAAGCUGACCAGCCGUUGCCCCACCUGGUGGGGGCUGACAGCCUUGACCUACCACUACGAGACCCAGUGCAUCCCCACGCCCAGUGCCUGGUUUGCCCACCAGAUGCCCGUCUGGUUCCAGAAGCUCAGCGUGGUGGGCACCUACGUGAUUGAGAUCGCCAUCCCCCCGCUCUUCUUCGUGCCGCUGCGACGCCUCCGGCACUUUGCCUUCUACAGCCAGGUGGUCCUGCAGGCCCUCAUCAUCCUCACCGGCAACUACAAUUUCUUCAACCUGCUGACGGUCGUCCUGAGCUUCUCCCUGCUGGACGAUGAGCACGUGGGGCUGUGGCUGGGCCAGGGGCGGAAGAAAGCCAGUGGCGGCUGGGCCUGGCGACUGCCCCCCCUGCUGGCAGAGCUGGCUGUUUACGGCCUCCUGACCUUCUGGACCAGCCGUUACUUCGGGCUGACCAUCAACUGGGAGAAGAGAAUCCUUGAAUCCAAGACAGAUUGUUAG